CACCAAUGCGUUCGCCUGCGGCCAGGAGGCACCUAGCAGUACCCAUGGUAGCUGUAAUCGUGUGGCAGGCAAUUCUCUCCGCUUGGCUGUCUCAUGUUAUCCAGAGGUUGGAUUCAGGAAUACGUUUACACCGACGACGUCACAAAAUCAAUGACUCAUUGCAUGUUGCAAUUCAUAUAAUACUCGGUUGCAACAUCGGAGCGACGGUCUCGGGUGCUACCAUCUCCCGCAACAAUCGAGGAGCGGCCUUCCUUUCCAGAAGAUCCUUAUCCUUCGGAAAACAAGUUCUUCUUACCUCCUGUGUGCGGAACUUCGAAAGCAGGAUAUGAAUUUCCCUAAAGUAACCAGAGAAGUUCGCAAUCGCAGGCGCUCGUGCCUGUAAAGCAAGGCAAAGCACCUCACGACUACAUUCUUGGUUAAGACGCUCAGGGCAACAGUCUUCCCGGUCUCCCCGGAUUCACGCCUUCAGGGACAGCCACCGAGCGCUUUUUUAUUCCCCCUCUACGUCCCAUAUCUUAAUUUAUCUACAUUAAUAUUGUGGAGCGCAACACCUGGAAUAGGAAUUCCAUGCGGAGCCCCGUCAUUUG
Molecule: messenger RNA, 587 nt
Organism: Suillus clintonianus
Lineage: Eukaryota; Fungi; Basidiomycota; Agaricomycetes; Boletales; Suillaceae
Exons: 2
Coding region: 6-329 (107 amino acids)
Source: RefSeq, a predicted model, not a curated record